AUGGAUUCUACCAAUAUUAUUAUUCCAUUUGAUUUUCCAUUUGCUAUUUUGGAAAAUCGUCAUAAUCCUGAUCCGAAUGAUAAACUCGUUUAUGCCGUUGCUGAUGGUCAAUAUACAUAUGGUCCACUUUCAUUAUAUCAAUAUCAUAAUGAUGAAAAUUAUUCUAAAACAAUUCGAGAGGAAGAAUUACCACCAUCAUUACCAUGCAAAGAAUUUUAUAUUGUUGAAUCUGGCUUUACAACUGAUGAUGCAAUUGAAAUAAUCGAUGAAAAUCGUGGACCUAUUCAUGUUAAAGAACUUUCUAUUGUCGAUGACGAUUCUAUGAUAACGUUUGAUACCGAAUCUGAACAAAUUCAUAUGAAAGAACUUUUUAAAGAAAUGGCUGAAUGUAAAAAUGAAAUUCGAAAUCUUAAAUCAAUUGUUUUAUCUGAAAAUCGUCUUAAUACACGUCGAUCAACUUCAACAGAUUCGCCUCAUUAUCAAGAUGCAGAAAAUAAUUCUAAAUGGAUUCGUGGAGGUGCUGGUCAUCGUUCAGCAAAUACUGGACAUAUGUCUGAUGAUGGUGGUGUAUCAACCCCAUUACGUUACAAGAAAUCAACUGGUAUUCGUAAACCUCAACAAGUUCAAUCAUCAAUUGUUCAACGAAGUGUAUCAUCAACAUUAACAAAUAGAAAUGUUUUAACACCACUUCGAGGUAAAACAACAUCAACAAUGUCAUCAGUCACAGCAAAAUAUGCUACACCAAUGCGAACAGCAUUAUCAACAACUAAAAAAGUUGUUUUAAAAAAUAUUAAAUCAUCUGGUUAUGGACAAUUUAAUGUUACAAAUAAUACAACAACUACAAUUAAAAAACAACAACAACAAUUGGCUACACUUGCAACACCUGGACGAUCGUUUAGAAAAUAA
This is a messenger RNA of Adineta steineri, 906 nucleotides long. NCBI's taxonomy places the organism in Eukaryota, Metazoa, Rotifera, Eurotatoria, Adinetida, Adinetidae. The record is from the annotation of a GenBank genome assembly.